AUGCCCAAAGUCUCUUUGUCUCUCUCUCUCUCUCUCUUUCCCUCUGUGGAGCCUUACAAGACGCGGCGUCUACAGUUCACAGCGCGUGCCUGGCAUCAGUUCGACACACUGCAGACGUGCUUGCAUCUUCCGACCAUGGCAGACGUGCUUGCAGCUGCUGGUACCGCCAUGUUUGAUGAUGUUGUGAUGGCCCAGAAGUUGCCGACUGCGGUGAUGGAGCGCUUCAAUCAGUGCUUGAUUUCUGGGGAGCCAACGCCAGAGGAGGAUCAGAAGGUCAUCGCUGACACCAUCUUCACCUGGGCUCGGGAGUUGGGCGCCAUUGAUUUUGCCCACUGGUUCUUUCCUUUGCGUGGUGGGGGCGGAGCUGUUGGUGGCAUGCUGGGCGCCUUCAAGAAAGACACAUUGAUUGAUCUGGAGUUCUCGUCUCCGUUUGUUACAAAGCCCAUGAAGGCCUGCUUACCGCACGAGCGUUUGUUUCAGGGAGAGACCGACGGAUCCUCAUUUCCCAAUGGUGGCCUGCGGGUGACCCACUCAGCAGCCGCAUUUACCACCUGGGACAGAUCAUCACCGCCCUUUGUGACAGACAAGUGCCUCUACAUCCCAUGCGCCUUUGUCACACACUUUGGUAAGUGCAUCGAUGAGAAAACUCCGUUGCUCCGAUCAAUGGACGCAGUGAAACUCAACGGAUUGCGGCUUUUGAAAGCAAUUGGGAUUGGAACCGAUGCUCAAACCAUGCAUAGCUAUCUCGGCUGGGAACAAGAGUUUUUUGUGAUCUCUGCUGAUCACUACAAAGCUCGCCCAGAUUUGGUGAAUUGCGGCAGAACAUUGUUCGGUACACUGCCUACAAGGCAUCAGCAGGGAGAUUUGAACUACUUUCAGCCAAUUCCAGGGAAAAUUCAGCAACUUUUGGAUAUCGCACAGGCUGAGAUGCUGAAGGUUGGUUGCCCGAUGGCAGUGAAACACAAUGAAGUCGCUCCAGGGCAACAUGAGAUGUCUCCAGUCUUCCGGACUGCCAAUGUUUCCUGCGAUAGCAAUGUACUUUUCAUGGAAGUGAUGAAUCGAGAGGCUGCCAAACUUGGCCUUCAGGUGCUUUUCCAUGAGAAACCAUUUGCUGGCAUUAACGGCAGCGGGAAGCAUGCCAACUGGUCUGUGGGCACUGACACGGGCCUUAAUUUUUUCUACCCGGGGAAGAACGAGGAUGGUGCAAAGCUCUAUGUCACAGCCAUUGCUUGCUUGUCAUACGGAUUGGCGCAGUACAACGAGAUGGUACGAUGCACCGUUGCACAUGCAGGAAAUGACCAUCGAUUAGGUGCACAGGAAGCUCCACCGGCCAUCAUCUCAUUGUACCCAGGGCAGGGUUUCGAACACUUUGUGGACAGCAUUUGUGAAGGGGGUGAUCUUCUUGGGUACAAAGCUGAGAAGAAGAAGCAACAGACAGGCUGCAGUGCCGCCAUGCACAUCGAGGCCAAUGUUGAAGAUCGGAAUCGUACGGCGCCCUUCCCGUUCUGUGGCAAUCGCUUUGAAUUUCGGGCAGUUGGGUCCUCUCAAAAUUGCUGCCUGCCAGUUAUGGUCUGCAAUGCGGUGAUGUCAGCAGGCAUGGCUCACCUUUCAGGACUCAUUGAAGGUGGGAUGAGCCACCGUGAUGCUGUUGCCAAGGUCUUUAAGGACAACAAGCACGUGAUCUUUGCAGGAAACGGCUACUCCGCAGAGUGGCCAGUUGAAGCUGCCAAGCGGGGCCUGCCCAAUCUCAACACUACGCCGAAGGCAUUGGCGAAAUGGAACACCGAGAAAAACAAGCAGCUCUUUGAAAGUUUGAAGAUCUACACAGCAGAAGAGACUGAAGCGCGUCAGGAGGUGAUGUAUGAGAACUACAUCUCUUCACUUUGCUGUGAGGUGGAAACCAUGGUCCAGAUGACUCAGCAAAGAAUUUUGCCUGCUUGCGCCAGGGAUUUGAAUAAGUUCAAGGGCAUGGAGAAGCUGGCCAGUACUCGCAAGGCAACUUACGAGAGCAUCGUUGAUCAACUGGAGAAACUCAAGGCGAUUUAUUUGUCCAAGCCAACCACCAUGGCUGAAGAAGCCACCUUCCUUUGUGACACUGUCAAGCCGCUUGCUUGCAGGGUGCUUCGGGCUACACAGGGCUAA
This is a messenger RNA of Durusdinium trenchii, 2142 nucleotides long. Lineage: Eukaryota; Dinophyceae; Suessiales; Symbiodiniaceae. The record is from the annotation of a GenBank genome assembly.